AUGCACUUUGGUUCAUCCAGCCCCGGAUCGGAACGGACAGCAACGACUCUUGAUACGCCACGACGACCACAAAACUGGUCACCAAUCGUCAUCUCGGGGCCGUCCGGUGUCGGCAAGGGCACGCUCCGCCAGAAGCUCCGCGAGAGGCACCCUGGCCUGUUUGCCACGACGGUCUCGCACACAACGCGCGCGCCACGACCGGGGGAGAAGCACGGCCGCGACUACCACUUUGUGUCGUGGGACGAGUUCCGGGCUUUGGUCGAGAGCGGUGCUUUCUUGGAGCACAUGGAAUACAACGGCAAUCUCUACGGCACAAGCAAAGCAACGGCGACGCUGCACCACGAAGGUCAAGUUCUCCUCCUGGACAUUGACGUCGAGGGUGCAAAGAGUCUGAAAAGAGAGGCGGCGAUCACGCCUCGAUACGUUUUCAUACGGCCACACGAUCUGACGGUGUUGGAACAGCGCCUACGAGGACGAAACACGGAGACGGACGAAGCCAUCCAGCAGCGCCUGGCCCGGGCACGCGUGGAAAUGGCAUUUGCUGCCAGCACAGAAUCGGGUUUCGACAAGAUCAUUGUCAAUCACAAUCUCGAGGAAGCGGUGACGGAACUUGAAUCUUUUAUUUUCGAGCGAAGUUAG
Messenger RNA from Sporothrix brasiliensis 5110, 639 nucleotides. RefSeq names its product guanylate kinase. The coding region runs from base 1 to 639 and encodes 212 amino acids. The transcript has 2 exons. The record is from RefSeq and is a predicted model, not a curated record. Gene Ontology annotation, biological process: purine nucleotide metabolic process. NCBI's taxonomy places the organism in Eukaryota, Fungi, Ascomycota, Sordariomycetes, Ophiostomatales, Ophiostomataceae. Gene Ontology annotation, cellular component: cytosol. Gene Ontology annotation, molecular function: GMP kinase activity.